UUCAAUAUGUAUUGCUAUCGUUCUUGCCAUUAAGCAUAGAAAUCGCUGUUGUAGACCCGUAGCUGAAGUACUACGAUAAAUACAUUUCUAGACGAGCUAUUGCAAUAAUAAUUGUAUGUAUGCGGCACCGAACCGCAACUAAUGGGGGAAAUAUCGACUUUAAUUAAAAACAAGGUCAAAGCAUUUUUUAGCUAAAUUCAAUGACCUGGAAAAUACAAUAGGAUGCAUGAUUUUUUUUAUUCUGAGAUUCGUUUCCCUAAAUUUGGCAUGUAUCAUUAUAAUGAAAAGCGAAAAAGAUCGCACUUAUUUAAAUUUGUCUGUCGUCCAAUUUCAACCUCCUAAAAACAAUAAUAGUAAUAACAAUGGCCACCUUUUAAAUCCUCAACGGCAGAAUCGCCCGUUGAGAAAGAGUAUGCCCACCAAACCAAGACUUCGAAUGCGUUCAUCCAUCCGGACACGCAAGCCCGCGCCUUUCUGCCUUUCCUGUAAAAGCAGUUUCAUCUUUACGCUGGCUACGGCGGGCCUAAUAAAUCUAUAAUUUAAGCCUUACGUUUUAUGUUACCUUUUUGACACAAAGCGAAAUAUGUUUUCGUUCGGUUUCGAACCUGGACUAUCUCUCGAGUAUCUAUGUUGCGGAGGCUAUUACGUUUUCACUGCACCACUUCUGUUAUAGGUGACUCAUAUCUACAUGUUUUCUACCGGCUGACUCCUUUAACAAUAGCUAGUCCUCGCUUCUACCAAAUAUGAUUAACAUCACUGAUAUGACUAUAAACAUUACUGACGUAAUGUUACCAUCGUCAUUGGUUAAGGAGGAGCUUUUCAAAGCAAGUUUAGCCAUCAUCAGUCCCGGUAGCCAUCAGUUUGCUCCUUUUAUUUUUGUUUGCCCUUCUCUCUUUUUCCGUUGGAUAGACGGUCAAAUCAUUGAGGCUUCUGCUGCAAACGAGCACUCGUGUCGUCUGUGCCGAUGCAUGGAUGGCUGCUUGUUGUCGUUGUUGUUGUUGUUUCGUUCUUCAACUGACAGAAACCACUAUCACGGCCUUUCCGUUAGUUUCCGUCAAACCCAGUUGUGCUGUAAGAAAGGCGUAGCGUGCAGAAAAACAUCAUCACAACUGAAUUCGAGCAAAAGAAAAAUCGGCAGCUACAGCGGCAACAAGUACGAACCGCUUCUAACGUCGAAACUAUUUUAUCACACUUCUAACAACAAUGACACCGACAGCAAAAGCGAUUAGUGGUGGAAUAUCGAAUAAACACCAUCCCAUCACGCGCCUGCUGGCUUGUUGUGCUUUUGACACGUUGUUCCAUAGAGAGUGCAGCCAUUAACUAGUCAACAAGCUCCCUUCCCGCAAUCAUCCGAUGCCCGCCAACCCUGUGCAACUUGUGCGCUAGUCUGUAUGUGAGAGCUGUUUACGAAUGGAGAGGGCUGAGUUGACCCGGGCCAUCGUGUGCGUAUCGAUGUAUCUGCUAACCUCUGUGUAUAUGUGCGUGUGUGAGAUGAUUUAAGCAAUUGCUGCUUGCGGAGACUAACUGCCUGCCCUAACAGCAAAUAAGCGGCGGCCAUCAGGAAAACAGGUCCUGCCGCUACCGUUGCCGUCGGUCUAUCUCAGCGGCCUUCUGUCCGCCGCUGCUGUCUUUGCCGUUGUUACUGUUGACUUCUGACCGACGAGCGACGGUCCUUGGUUUGCUGAAGGGGCGGUACUCGACACACAGAGUUCUUCGUGCGUGUGCCGUGUUUCGCCGCUCUGUAGAGAGUGACGGGGUGAAUGAAAGCAAGCCAAUACACACUAAUGUUGCACUCCGAGGGUAGUGCUUUUACAUCGAGUGCUCGUAGUGGUGAGUGAACAGCGCCAGCCAUCAGUUGGCAAUUUCAGCGAUUUAAUUAGCCGAGAAGCGUCACCUCAACGCUCGGCUGCUAUACAGUUUCAAAUUUGUCCAUUGGACAAGUGACAGAUUUGGUUUAAUUAAAAUGUCCGGAGGUGAAAAACCUUACCCAUAUCUGCAUCCCUCUGCUCCACCAGUUGACGCUCCGCCGCCGUAUUAUCAAUCCCCUGUCCCGGGACCGGCAAUGGCGUACCCGGCAGCUGGUGCGGCCGUUGCCCCUCCUCAGAUGGUCAUGCACGGGAGCAAGAUGCCCCCAGGAUACGUGCCCCCUGCUGGCUACAACAUGGCUCAGCCUUACUACGUUGGACCUAGUCAGAUGUACCCAUCUGUGCCGUAUCCUCAGGGUGGCCCACAGCCAAUAUAUCCAGCAGCACAAGGGUAUCCUCAGCCGAGUCCUCUGCCUCCGUACGCUAUGCCAAUGGCUAUGCCAGUGACGCCACAACAGCAUGUCGUAGUUUCGGCACAAUUCGACGCUGGCGCAAGGUUUAAUCACAUUUCUAGGCCAAAUAUUCCGCCGCCUCCACCAGGGUGCAUGCCAAAUGCUGCUCAAAUGGCUAUGAUGUCCGGUUCAACAACGAUUGUUGCGGCCGAUCAGAAAAAGGGUGGAUUCUUCAAGGGCAGCGGAUCCGGGGGCGUGAAGUUUUGGUGAUUGAUGAAGUCGAUGAGACUAGCGUGAAGCACGAUUUCUCGCUAAUGACAAUGACUUAACAACAUUGGGCAACAAGUCUGCCAAAAAAUACUAUAAAAAUAAUAGCAAAAUGCGACUCGAACACGGACAUCGACAACACUUUAUGUCCGGUACUUCUGUACUGAACGCUAAUUAGCCUCGUAUGCGUUGUUUUGAUGCCUGGUCCAGCCGAGGUCAGUCCAUGGGGGACUGAAUAAUCAGUGUAAAUACGAGAGACUAGAGAACAAACGAAGUGAAAAAAACGAUUAUACAAGUCAGGUAUCUCACGUGUUUCAUGGGAUUUCUUUAGGCGUUCUGCAAAGAAAAUUAUCUGGCUGCAGUUACUAGAAGGCUUACCUCUUUACGUGUGCUGUCGAUAUCUUGGUGACCUCUUGUUCUUAGUUCUAUCAGUUUUGCGUAAAGAAUAUCGCGUUUGCAGUAGCUGUUAUGACUUUUUUUUUCAAUUAUACCUGGAAAAUAAGCGUCUAUGUUGUAUAGCAACGACAGUCCCUUCAAUGACCAGCUUGAAAUUCCAAUGAAGAAGCAGGUUUUAUUGUUCAUGGUGUUCCUUGCUGUUCUUUUAGCUUUUCAAAUAUAUAAUCAUACAUGGUUAACUUAGUUAAUCAUACUAAAUGCAACAUGAUAUUAUAAUAUCGAGUGUUAUUAUUGUGAAGAAACAUAUGCAUAUUAUGAUUCUUCGGCCUUUUUGGUGCCUUCUUUGCUUCUUUUAAGUUCAUUCGGAUAUAUCAUUCUAGCCCCCCGAUCUCGCUUUCUGCAAAUUUAAGUACAAAAUCGUUAUUUGACACAUUGAAGAACCCAUUUAAAAUCUGUUUUUUUCAAGGAAACAGAGCUGGUUCCCCAGACGCUUGACAACUUUACACAGUUUUUUUUCAGAAAACACGUAUAUGACUCGAUUUAUGGUUACCUUUUGUUCCAUGGCGUUGCCUGCGUUUGUCGACGUGAACUAGCAUUGUUUAAAAUCAAAAUUUCUUAUUCCCACUUACUGCCACUUAGUUGGUAUAUGAAGUGCCCUUAUGAAGAUGACUACUGCUAGAUAUCUACUUCGACCACACGAUGAGUAACAACUGACAAUGAUAAUAAAGAAAAGCAGCUGUGUUAUAUACGUGACAGGCUAGUCGAUAUUUAACUGUGUUUACAUUGCGUGCUCAUAUAUGGUAUGAAAUACAUUAUCAUAUAAUAGUAUUAUAUAAAUAUACAGUGAUUGAUUGUACGACGAGUACAAUUCCUAGUGUUAUUGCCAAAGUAUGAGUUUGUAAUAAAUACUUAUGUAAUAAGUUAACACGGGU
Varroa destructor (honeybee mite) is the source of this 3852-nucleotide messenger RNA. RefSeq lists its product as uncharacterized. NCBI's taxonomy places the organism in Eukaryota, Metazoa, Arthropoda, Arachnida, Mesostigmata, Varroidae. The record is from RefSeq and is a predicted model, not a curated record.